Tremella mesenterica DSM 1558 is the source of this 2757-nucleotide messenger RNA. RefSeq lists its product as uncharacterized. The transcript is spliced from 18 exons. NCBI's taxonomy places the organism in Eukaryota, Fungi, Basidiomycota, Tremellomycetes, Tremellales, Tremellaceae. Gene Ontology annotation, molecular function: guanyl-nucleotide exchange factor activity. Bases 1 to 2757 code for a protein of 918 amino acids. The record is from RefSeq and is a predicted model, not a curated record.
AUGUCCACUUCCACUCCUCUACGCAUGCCUCUAGGUGUACGUUAUGAUGAUCUUCCUCCUCGACCAUUAUUAAAUCAUCCCUCUCCAGGACCUUCUUCCCAAGAAUCAUCCCCCAAGAACAAGCACAAAGGUUUGGGGAAGCUACGAUGGCAUCUGUCUUUAGGGGGGAAGAAGAAAGAAGAGCAGAUAAAACCUCUUUCACCUACAUCAAACCUCCUUGGACCCUCUAAAGAUGGACACGAGAAUGGAAUCACGAAUGACUGGAACAUCGAUAGUGAUCCAGAGGAUGAGGGACAAGAUUCGUAUAGCUGGAUAGAUCCCAGUGUCGUUGGUACAGACGGACUACGAGUAACGCCCCCCCAAUCCGAUGCAUCUAAUCCACAUCCGCCACUGCUACGAGAUCAUUCACUCCCCUCUUCUCUUCAAGGAAUUCUCACACCUCCUUUGCCAAGCCGGUCAACGAACCAAUCGGGUAGACCUCGCUUGAACCCAAACGAUUCAUACCAGCUUUUACUUUCUUACCAAUCAGCGUCGUACUCUGAUUCCUCCGGCUCACAUUCCGGUCAUGAACCUGCAUACUGCGACAUUGCCAAUUUGGAAUGGCACGAGUUGGUCAACCCUCUCCUUGUGCAAUCCCUGGAACAGAAAGAGGUUCGUCGCCAGGGUCUAUGGUGGGAGUUGGUACGUGGUGAGAGAGAAUAUGUUAAAGAUUUGCACACGAUAAGCGAGGUGUUUAUACAACCUCUUAGAACUGCAGACCAAUUGUUGUUCUCAUCAAAAGAAAAAUUAGAUGCUUUCAUUGCAGAGGUAUUUAGUUCCGUUCAGGCCAUACAAAUGGCCCAUAUCCGUCUCCUCGAUAGACUUAUGGAGAGGCAAAGAGCAGAAUGGCCGUUAAUUACUUCCGUUAGCGAUCUACUGCUGGAUUCAUUUCUGACCUCUGCGGAGUUAUAUGAACAAUAUAUGAAAAACUACCCAUUUGCCGAAUCUCGGGUUAAGAGAGAAGUCUUGACCAAUCCGGGGUUCCAGCAAUUUCUGAAAGAGCGAAACAACAUGGAACUCACGCGGAGAAGGGACCUCUCAGUCUUCCUCUCUAGACCUCUCACCCGUCUGCCUAGGAUAUUGUUACUCCUCGAGGCAAUCUUGAAAGUCACCCCCGUGGACCAUCCAGACAAGGAAGCGAUACCCACCGUGGUAGCGGUGCUCAUCCGAGUAGUGAGAAGUAGCCAGCCCGGGAUCGAGAGUGCGGAAUCCAAGAUAAAACUUUGGAACGUCGCUGAGCGGCUUCUGAACAAAAAGGGGGAGAUCGUAGAUCUCGAGCUGGGUGACCCAAAGAGAAGCCUUGUUCAUUCUGCCUAUGUUUUCCGCAGAGUUCGUAGCGAGACAAAUUGGCAUUUAUGGCAAGACUUGCAUGCUUUUCUUCUGGACAAUUAUCUCCUUCUCACGAGAGAUGAGGAGAAUGGGAAAUAUGUCAUUGUCUCCAGACCUAUUCCAUUAGACAUCUUGGAGCUUGUUUCCGCUGAUGGAGCACCCGAGAGGCGGUAUGACUUCAUCACACAAUAUCGUAGACGGUCAGGUGGUGAACAACUUCCUGCUAUCGGACCAGAAAGGUUAAUGUAUCCCUUUACCAUCUCUACUGGGGCUCAUGGACGGACGUAUACCUUGUGCACGGCCACUGAAGCUGCGAGAGAAGAGUGGAAGGCCAUGAUUGAGAAUACAAAGCGCCUUCGACAGUUUGAUCUGGAGAGUAACCGUAUAUUCGCUGUUCAUAUCCUUCACCUACCAUCGAUCGUUCGUGAUCCCAUCACAACGGCAGAGACAUUCACUUGGUUAGACCGAGAAACUUUGGCAGUAGCUAGUGCCAGUUCUGUCUGGAUCGGUUGGCGGCGUGAUCCUGUCUCGUAUCAGGAGAUGAUCAGAUUUGCCACUGGCACGAUAACCACUCUCACUAUCAUCCCUGAUUUCCCUUGGUUACUCGUACUUCGAGCUCAUGCUUUGUACGCUUAUAACUUGGCGGACAUGCUACCAACGUUCAGCCCUUCAACUUGGCAAAUGAAGGGAACGAUACAAGGCGAGACAAUUAGCGCUCCAGAACAUGUCGUGGCUUUUGUCAGAGUAGGGAAGAUGAAGGGUCGUACUCUCAUCGUCUACGCUGUUCAUUCUCGCAACUCCCAUUCCACCCUUUUGAGCUUUCAUGAACCAUUGUAUCAAAAUGAUCCUCAUUCUCCUGCAUUCAGACAUUUCUCAACUUUAUCAGUAUCAGGUUACGCAUCUGAAAUCCUAUUCUUUCGAGUCACCAUCACUGCCGUCACGGAGAAAGGUUUUGUCGUUGUCGAACCCGGUAAUCCGAACCAGAAUUAUCUGCCCCAUUUUCCUCAUGACGUAGCUCAAGAUGCUCCAGUGGUCAGGUUAGCAAGUCAUGGAACUGCUUUGGGGAUGUAUCAGGUUAGAAAGGAAGAGUUUUUGUUGGUGUAUGAUUGGGGAGGCUGUUAUGUGGAUAAGCUCGGCACAGUCACCAGAAACGGUGUCAUCCUCCGAUGGAACGUCGCUGCUUCCUACUGCGUCUACCGUGAUCCUUAUCUUAUAUUCUUUGACGACUCGACAGGUCGGGCGGAGGUCCGACAUGAACCAACUGGCAGAUUAUGCGAAGUGACAGAAGAGAAUGGUAUGAAAGCGUUGAGAUUGGCUAGGAAUGAUCAAGCGAUUUUGGCAUUGGGAUCGAGAGGGUUAAUCCAACUUGUUGAGACGGUAGCAUUGUGA